Mucor velutinosus is the source of this 606-nucleotide messenger RNA. It is a transcript of the gene FOL2, whose product is annotated as GTP cyclohydrolase I. The record is from RefSeq and is a predicted model, not a curated record. NCBI's taxonomy places the organism in Eukaryota, Fungi, Mucoromycota, Mucoromycetes, Mucorales, Mucoraceae. The transcript is spliced from 3 exons. The coding region runs from base 1 to 606 and encodes 201 amino acids.
AUGAAGUCUGUCAUCGCUGCCAUCGCUGCCAUUGCCGCUACCGUCGUCUCUGCUCAAAACAUUGUUUCCAGCCAACCCUCCACCAACCAAGUCCUCACUGCUGGUACCACUGCCAACAUUGUCUGGGCUCCUGUUGACGGCACCAUCUCCACCAUUGACCUUCGUCAAGGUGCUGCCUCUGCCCUCACCCUUCUCCAAAACAUUGCCACCAACGUCCCUGCUUCUACUGGCUCUUACUCUUGGAACAUCCCUGCUACCAUCCCCGCUGGUACCGAUUAUGCUCUUUCUUUCGGUCAAAGCCCCAACGUCACCUACACUCCCUUCUUCACCAUUAAGGCUGCUGCUGGUGGCGCUGCUUCUUCCGGUGCUGCCUCCUCUGGUGCUGCCUCUUCUUCUGCUGCCCCCGCCUCUAGCGCUGCUUCCGCUGCUAGCUCUGCUACCAGCAAGGCUUCUUCUGCCGCUUCCUCUGCCACCAGCAAGGCCUCCUCUGCUGCCUCCUCUGCUGCCUCCGCUACCACCACUCCUGCCGCUUCUGCUGGUAACAAGAACAUGGCCGCUGUUGGUGCUGCUGCCGUCGCUGGUGCUGUUGUCGCUGCUUUGAUCUAA